Molecule: messenger RNA, 2525 nt
Organism: Archocentrus centrarchus (flier cichlid)
Lineage: Eukaryota; Metazoa; Chordata; Actinopteri; Cichliformes; Cichlidae
Gene: calr
Product: calreticulin
Exons: 9
Coding region: 160-1443 (427 amino acids)
Biological process (GO): protein folding; ERAD pathway
Cellular component (GO): endoplasmic reticulum; endoplasmic reticulum membrane
Molecular function (GO): calcium ion binding
Source: RefSeq, a predicted model, not a curated record
CCCGAGAGGAGAGCGGCGGCACCGUCUCAGCGGCUCGCACUGUAACAUCACUGUAUGGGGAUACCGCACUGACAGCCAACGCUGCUUCACCGCUUUAGGAAAAAAAAAAAUAUAUACAGGCAUUUUUAUUUAUAGUUUGUUAGUAUUUGACUGGUCACAAUGACAGCACUGCCUCUGCUUUUGAUGGCCGUGUCGGCUGCAUCUGUGCUGGCCGAGUCCACUGUUUAUUUCCGCGAGCAAUUUGAAGACGGGGAUGCCUGGAACAGUCGCUGGGUGGAAUCCAAGCACAAGUCAGAUUAUGGCAAGUUUGUCCUGACUGCAGGGAAGUUCUAUGGAGAUGCAGAGAAAGAUAAAGGUCUGCAGACAAGCCAGGAUGCCCGCUUUUAUGCACUGUCAGCGCGUUUUGAUGACUUCAGCAACAAGGGCCAACCUUUAGUCAUCCAGUUCACUGUGAAACACGAGCAGAGCAUUGACUGUGGGGGAGGCUACAUUAAACUGUUCCCCUCUGAGCUCAACCAGGAGGACAUGCACGGAGACUCUGUCUACAACAUUAUGUUUGGUCCUGAUAUUUGCGGCCCUGGCACGAAGAAAGUUCAUGUGAUCUUCAACUACAAAGGCAAGAACCAUCUGAUCAACAAGGACAUCAGAUGCAAGGAUGAUGAGUACAGCCACUUGUACACACUGAUUGUCAACCCUGACAACACUUAUGAGGUUAAGAUUGACAAUAAGAAGGUUGAAUCUGGCAAUCUGGAGGAUGACUGGGACUUCCUGCCUCCCAAAAAAAUCAAAGACCCUGAGGCCAAAAAACCAGAGGACUGGGAUGACAGGGAGAAGAUUCCCGAUCCUGACGAUAAGAAACCUGAGGACUGGGACAAGCCAGAGAACAUCCCAGAUCCUGAUGCCAAGAAGCCCGAUGACUGGGAUGAUGAGAUGGAUGGAGAGUGGGAGCCGCCUAUGGUCACCAACCCUGAAUACAAGGGAGAGUGGAAGCCCAGAGAGAUCGACAACCCUGCCUACAAGGGCAAGUGGAUUCACCCUGAGAUGGACAACCCCGAGUACACAGCCGAUUCUGAGAUCUAUAAAUACGACAGCAUCGGUGUGAUUGGGCUCGACUUGUGGCAGGUCAAGUCUGGUACUAUCUUUGACAACUUUCUUAUCACAAAUGAUCCAAACUUGGCAGAGGAAGUUGGCAACGAGACAUGGGGCAAAACUAAGGAUGCUGAGAAGAAGAUGAAGGAAAGCCAAGAGGAAGAUGAGAGAAAGAAGCGCGAGGAGGAGAACAAGAAGAGGAGAGAUGAGGCAAAGGAGGACGACGAGGAGGAAGAGGAGAAAGAAGAGGAUGAGGAAGAUGAAGAAGAGGAGGAAGGGGAAGAGCACGAGGAGGAAGAGGAGGAGGAAGAGGAGGAUGAAGGCACAGACUCUAACCUCAAGGAUGAGUUAUAAACUCAGGAACUGCUCAGACUGUGUCAGUGGGCCAUUAAAACAAGGCUGGAGAUUGAGACCCUCACGACUGACACCCCGGGGUGGGGCUGGGUGGGAAGGGCUUUUUCAUUUCUUUGUUUACAGAGCAAGGUGAUCGGUCAAAAAGGGCAAUUAAUGUUCUGUCUCCUGUUUCCAUGUGCUACUACUACUAUUAUAAUAAUUAUGAUUACUAAAUGAGGAAUAGUGACAAACAUGAUUAAUGUCAAAACGAAUGUCAAAACCAGAAAUUUUAUCAGAAAUCUGUACAUUGUCAUUUGCAUUUUACAGGAAAAAAAAAAAUCCUGGUUUUUAUGAAGUGUAAUGUCAUGGUGACAUGAAAUGUUUUAUUUGGUAGGCUGGUGGUACCAUGAAAAUGUUUGGUUUACCUCGUGUUUUUUUUUUUGUUUUUGUUUUUGUUUGACUUUUUGUUUUUGUACAUAUUUUUUUUUCCCACUCAUUCAUGUCGGGCUGGAAGGAUCAGAUAGGAUUAGAUGUUGUCAUGCAGGUUAUUUUGCCUGCUUCUGUUUCCACUAUCUGACUCAAAUGAGGAUUAAUGACAUGGCAAACAGCGUGCAGUAGGACUAACACUAUAUAUUUGACAACCUGAUCAGAAAAAAAACAAAAAAAAAGGACCGUCUGCAGUGGGAUGGUAACAUGAGGUGCUUUAAGAUGAAGUCCCUUGCAUAGUUUUGUACUGUAUAGUAAACACUUUUUCACUUCAAUGCACAUACUAUAGUCUUGUGUGUCUAAAUAAGCUCUACUCAAACUUAGGAUGUACAUUAAGAACACUCAGUAGCAGAAAAAUUUCCAGUCGUUUGGUACACACACUUUAGGUUUACUCAUUGUUGGUGUAUACAUCUAGUUUUCUCAUUUCUGAUUCCAAGUUUUCCGCACUGCUGUACCCCAACAUACUGUCCCAACAGUCUGACAGAUGCUCCUUUUGUAAAAGACAUUUUGUACUAAUGGUAGUAAAUGAAGUGGGGCGAUUUUUGUGUUGCUGUGUAAGAAAAAUUAAAAACAAAGACAGAAGAUCUGUCCAAUAAAACAGCUGGAAGAAAAGAAAA